UCAGACCCGUUUAGUUCCAGUCUGUCUCUCAGAGCCGCUGCUUCGUCUCGGAACCAGAACCAGAACCAGAAUUGUAGAAUCCCGUAUCCUGAUGGACAGCUUGACAGGUAGGAAUGGUUCUGAACGUUUUGUCUGAGCGGUUCAGGAAGCUGCAGGUUCUGACUCUUUUCAUUUCACAGACCCGAUUCAUAACAAACGGGUCAAAAGGUUCUUCUGAAAAAUGUAAUAAAAAGAGAAAAAAUGGAUCAAAGAUUUCCAAACAUUCACAGCAUCAGGCUGGGAUCCAAACACAGAUUCUUUUUCUGGGUUUGGUUCUGACACUAGAACAGGUCCAGUUCUCUGGUUCUGGUGGUUUUGACCAGACAGACCCAGGACUCUAUUUCUGGUUCCGGUGUCCUGGUUUCGGGUCGGUAACGUUUGCAGCCUCGGGUUGAGUUUCUUCUGCAGCUUCCAGACAGAAAUUGGAGCUGCUGACGGUUCUGGAUGUUUCUGUGUCUCUGUGGGUCAAAGGUCAGCAGCUCGAGUGUCUGAAAGUUUUGGCUCCAGCACAGUGAACAGAACCACAGCUGACCCGCCAAGCCUGCGGCCUCAUUCCUGCAUCUUGUCCUGAAGUGACCGGCCGCCGAUCCGGACACUUAAAGGGAAACGGCGCCGGAUCCAACAUGGCCGCCUCUGAGGUCAACCUGGAGGACUUCAGCGUUUACGCUCACCUGACUGACGAAGAGCUGCUCCAGAUCGCCGAGGAGAGAAGUCUGUCUGACAAACAUCAGCAAGCAGACACUGAUCAGAGGUCAGCACCAAGGGGCCCUCCUCCAGAACCCAGAAACCCAGAACCCCCCACUGACCCGCCACGACCAGAACACAUCCAGAACUGUGCGAACCCCCCAACCGCCCUGACCCAGUUUCUCUACAGGCCCCUCAACAGAGAGUCCAGUCCUCUGCUGAAGGUCAUCAUGGACGGAGACGCUGAGGCUUUAAUGGACCUGGUCCGGCAGCGGCCCGCCAGUCUGACCGAGCCCUGCGACCAAGGCUGGGUCGCUCUCCAUGAAGCUGCCUUCUACGGACAGCUGCAGUGCGUCCGGAUCCUGCUCAGAGCUGACCCCAGCUCAGUGAACAGAUGUACGCUGAAGAACGAAACUGCUCUGCUGCUCGCUGCUCUCCGAGGAAACGCUUCCUGUGUCGAGUUCCUCCUGAAGCACGGAGCCAACGUGAACACUGCCAACAAACUCCGAGAGACGCCUCUGUUUCUAGCCUGUGAAAAUCCAAACGAAGAGGUUGUGGAGCUGCUGCUCAGGUACGGAGCUCAGGUGAACCUCAGCAGCAGUCAGGGUGAGAGUCCUCUGCACGAAGCCUGCAGACACGGCGCCCUGAUGAUCUGCAGGCGGCUGCUGGACGCCGGCGCCAACCUGAAGGCCAGGAACGUCUACCAGAUCCAGCCGCUGUUCAGCGCCGCCCAGAACGGAAACGCAGAAACCCUGCAGCUGCUUGUUCAGAGAGGUGCAGAUGUAAACGAACAGGCAGGUGAUGGAGCUUCGCCGCUUUAUGAGGCAUGCAAAAACGGCCACUUCCCAGUGGUGCAGGCGCUGCUCACUCUGAAGGCUGACGCUAACCGAGCCACCAACUCCGACCUGCUGCCUCUUCAUGUGGCUGUGAGGAAGAACCACAAACGAAUCGUAUCCUUGCUGAUCCCGCUCACCAGCCGGGUCAGAAUCAGGACCUGUGGCAUCAGCCCCCUGCACAUCGCCGCUGACAGGAACAGGGACGAGAUCCUGGAGCUGCUGAUUGAGUCGGGCUUCGACGUCAAUGCCGAGCUGUCGGAGGAGCAUUCCCAGAUGUACGAGGACAGGCGGAGCACCGCCCUGUACUUCUCCGUCUCCAACGGAAACCUGGAAGCCGCCGAGACGCUGCUGGAAGCCGGAGCCAACCCCAACCUGGACAUCUUCAACCCUCUGCUGAUCGCCGUCCGGCUGGGCUGGACCGACAUGGCGGAGCUGCUGGUGCGGUACGGCGCCGACGUCAACGCUCAGAUGUCCACGCAGCCGUCCUCGUUCCCGUCGGCCAUCCUGCUCGGCAUGGAGUCUCUGCCCAUCCUCAAGCUGCUGCUGGACAACGGCUGCGACGCCCGCCUCUGCUUCCGGUGUGAGUACGGCCUCCGACCGCAUCCGGCCGUUGCUCCGUCACGCCGUCCAAUUGAAGAACUGCAGGUGAACCAGCGCUCCCAGCCGCAGGGCUGCAUCCAGUGUUGGACCAUGGUGUUGUUCUGUGUGUUCCAGUACUGCCAGGCCAUCUCUAGCUCAUGUUUCUGCCGGAUAUCCGGCCCCAUCAUCUCCAUGCUGCUGGACUACGUCGGCCACGCCCAUCUCUGCUCUCGACUUCUGGACAUUCUGGAGAGUCGCAGCGAUUGGGCGUCCAUCAAACUGAAAGCUGCUCCUCCUCAUCCUCUGAUGCAGCUCUGCAGGCUGAAGAUCCGCUUCCUCCUCGGAGUUCAGAGGCUCAAACUGAUCCACACUCUCCCACUUCCUGUCCGGCUCAUCCGCUUCCUUCGCUACGACGUGUGCUGCUGACUCACCUGAAGUCAGGGGACACACCUGUCCCUGACUUCAUGCUUGGACCUGUUUAUUUCUACUUAUGUACCCUGCUGAGGUACAGCAGCCAUGUUGGGACAUUUUUAGUGAAGACGGACUCUGCCAGGAAGCAGAGCCUGAAUUUAUCCGACCAGAACCGUCAGAUAAAAUCUGACGAUUCCAACGGCGCUCCAGGUUUCUGCCAGACUCUGGAGCUCCGGGCGGACUGCAGCCCGACUGACGGACAGAACCUCCAGAACCUCUCUGAUCCAGAGGUUUCUGGUAUGAAACGGUGAUGUGAUUUUGUUGGAGGUUGUGUUUUCUGAAGCGACACUAGGGGGCGCCAGAGAACACGUUUCUGUGUGAAUCAGAGCUUUCAGUCUCUCUGCAGCAGAAGCUUUUCAGCCCUGAAGGAAGAAGUCAAUAAUUAAUCCGCUUUAUGUCUCUGACCGUAAAUGUUCUAAGCAUUUAAAUAUCAAUAAAUAUUGAUUAUCUAUCA
This is a messenger RNA of Xiphophorus couchianus (Monterrey platyfish), 3063 nucleotides long. Its product is annotated as ankyrin repeat and SOCS box protein 2-like. The record is from RefSeq and is a predicted model, not a curated record. The transcript is spliced from 8 exons. NCBI's taxonomy places the organism in Eukaryota, Metazoa, Chordata, Actinopteri, Cyprinodontiformes, Poeciliidae. The coding region runs from base 663 to 2564 and encodes 633 amino acids. Gene Ontology annotation, biological process: RNA processing; intracellular signal transduction. Gene Ontology annotation, molecular function: RNA nuclease activity; RNA binding; protein binding.